Messenger RNA from Corylus avellana, 1041 nucleotides. RefSeq lists its product as uncharacterized. The record is from RefSeq and is a predicted model, not a curated record. Lineage: Eukaryota; Viridiplantae; Streptophyta; Magnoliopsida; Fagales; Betulaceae.
UAACACCGCCCUUCCCUAUAAACCCUCUUUUGUUUAAAACCCCUCUCCUCACUUGAACCACAAGCAAUUCAUCCGGCAAUGGCGUUGGCCUCCAGACGCUGCCUGACGACGCUGACACGCCACGGCGCAUCCCUCCUCUCUCAUCAUCAGCGUCUCAAACCCCCGACUGCCUCUCGGUCGCUAUGCGACUCAUCCCUGAUCGAAAGGGACUCGGCCAUUCCCACUCAAUAUCGCCCUCGCUUUGAUCUCACUAUGGAAAUGGAAAAGGUUCUAAUGGGCUACAAAUUUAACGAACCUUUCGCGGUGGAGCUGGAGUCCUGGUGGCAGGUGAGGGUGGAAGUGAAGGAGGAGAAGGAGAAGGAGAAGGAGACGAAGAAGGAACGCCGUCAGUAUUUCAAGCCCUCCGUUUUAUUCUAUGUUGGGAAGCAGCCUUAUCACGCUCUGAAAGGGGAUAUCAUAUACACUGAAAGACUUAAUCACCCUAAUGUCAAGGACAAGGUGUAUUUUGUUAGGGUUGCCUUCCUUUCACUUGAUAAGCAUCGUUUCAUGAUGCAUCUGAAGACCGGCCAGUUGCUGACAGAUGCAUAUGUUGAGACAGUCUUCGAGGGCCAUAUGCAGCUAUUUGGCAAGGAUCUUACAAAGCUGAGAGUUGUUGAUUUUGGCCUGGGUGAAAGUGAUCGGUUUCAUCUUGUUUAGGGAAGCGGAAAAGGAAUCAAAACCUACAGAGGGAAUGUUGCAGUUUUUGCUUGGGAGUGCUACACCUCUGGUUACCUUCAUAUAUUCUAACUUCUGGAUGUUUUAUACUAAUAGCAUCAUUCUUUCAGUUGGUUUCCUCCCAUAAUGGAUUCAAGUGAUAAUUAAGAAAUUAGUACAUCAUAUAACUUCACAUAUUACAGGUGUGCUAGCCCAACUCAUUCUGCUAUAUUAGUCUUUACCCCCUUUGCCAUGUAAUGGAUUUUUAAUUUAGCUUUGUGUUCAUCAUGUAAAGACACUUUAAAACAGUCUGCAGCAAUUUAUCAAAUAGUUUUCUUGUUAGCCUGA